AUGAGUGCCCUACUAUCCGAGGCAGACCUAAACGAUUUUAUCAGUCCCGCUCUUGCGUGCGUCAAACCUACUCAAGUGAGUGGGGGCAAGAAGGAUAACACUAAUUUAAACGGAGAAUACGAAGUGAGUACGGAACCAGACCAACUAGAGAAGGUCUCUAUCACGCUAUCGGACUGCCUCGCAUGUUCCGGCUGUAUAACAUCAAGUGAAGAAAUCCUGCUGAGCAGCCAAAGCCACUCGGUUUUCCUGAAAAACUGGGGGGAGCUUUCACAGCAGGAAGACAAGUUUCUCGUUGUGAGCGUUUCGCCGCAGUGCAGACUUUCUCUUGCGCAGUACUUCGACUUAACGUUGGAGGCCGCCGAUUUAUGUUUGAUGAAUUUUUUUCAAAAGCAAUUUCAGUGCAAGUAUAUGGUUGGCACGGAGAUGGGCAGAAUCAUAUCGAUCAGCAAAACCGUAGAGAAGAUCAUUGCGCAUAAGAAGCAAAAACAGAAUACUGAUGUAGAUCGUAAGCCUCUGUUGUCUGCUGUGUGUCCAGGAUUUCUCAUAUACACAGAAAAGACCAAACCGCAAUUGGCACCUAUGCUGCUCAAUGUCAAGUCGCCUCAGCAAAUAACGGGCUCGCUGAUCAAAGCCACGUUCGAGGAUCUUGCUAUCGCGCGUGAUUCAUUUUACCACCUGUCGCUGAUGCCUUGUUUUGACAAAAAACUGGAAGCAUCCAGGCCAGAAUCGCUUGGCGAUGGCAUUGACUGUGUCAUCACGCCGCGGGAAGUAGUGACGAUGUUACAAGAAUUGAAUCUAGACUUCAAGUCGUUUCUUACUGAAGAUACAAGUUUAUAUGGGCGGCUAUCGCCGCCUGGAUGGGACCCACGAGUCCAUUGGGCGUCAAAUCUGGGAGGCACCUGUGGUGGGUAUGCCUACCAGUACGUAACAGCUAUCCAACGAUUACACCCACAAAGUCGGAUGAUAGUCCUGGAGGGCAGAAACAGCGACAUUGUCGAGUACCGAUUACUACACGAUGGUGCCAUAAUAGCCGCCGCCAGUGAGCUCUCCGGUUUUAGAAACAUCCAAAACCUGGUGCGUAAACUGGCCUCGGGCGCCGGGCCCGAGCGCAAGAGGAACAUCACCGUUCUGCGGAAGAGACGAACAGGUCCAAGUGCAAACUCACGCGAGAUGGCGGCCGCGACGGCUGAUCCGUACCACUCGGACUACAUUGAGGUGAACGCGUGUCCGGGUGCGUGCAUGAAUGGCGGUGGCCUACUCAAUGGUGAGCAAAACAGUCUCAAGCGGAAACAAUUGGUUCAGACACUGAAUAAGCGUCAUGGACAGGAGCUUGCAAUGGUAGAUCCUCUAGCCCUGGGGCCCAAGCUAGAGGAAGCGGCAGCUCGCCCGCUUUCACUAGAGUACGUCUUCGCGCCCGUCAAGCAAGCCGCCGAAAAAGAUCUCGUCUCUGUUGGCAGCACCUGGUAA
Saccharomyces paradoxus is the source of this 1467-nucleotide messenger RNA. RefSeq names its product iron-sulfur cluster assembly protein NAR1 (gene NAR1). Gene Ontology annotation, cellular component: cytosolic [4Fe-4S] assembly targeting complex. Gene Ontology annotation, molecular function: 4 iron, 4 sulfur cluster binding. Gene Ontology annotation, biological process: iron-sulfur cluster assembly. The transcript has a single exon. The record is from RefSeq and is a predicted model, not a curated record. The coding region runs from base 1 to 1467 and encodes 488 amino acids. NCBI's taxonomy places the organism in Eukaryota, Fungi, Ascomycota, Saccharomycetes, Saccharomycetales, Saccharomycetaceae.